This is a messenger RNA of Sander lucioperca (pikeperch), 3179 nucleotides long. RefSeq lists its product as uncharacterized. The record is from RefSeq and is a predicted model, not a curated record. Gene Ontology annotation, cellular component: endoplasmic reticulum membrane. NCBI's taxonomy places the organism in Eukaryota, Metazoa, Chordata, Actinopteri, Perciformes, Percidae. Gene Ontology annotation, molecular function: ubiquitin conjugating enzyme binding; ubiquitin protein ligase activity. Gene Ontology annotation, biological process: positive regulation of proteasomal ubiquitin-dependent protein catabolic process; protein polyubiquitination; serotonin metabolic process. The coding region runs from base 207 to 1799 and encodes 530 amino acids. The transcript has 4 exons.
GGCAGGAUAGGCCAGGCUAGAGGCAUGCACUGCUCACCUCCUCUACACUGGAACAGUCCCUCUAAAGAGCUUGAACCUAUACAUCCAGAAGUAGUGGGAGGCAGAGAGAAGACUUUGGGUAAGAUGACAGGGGAAAGACCAGGCUAGCUGGUAGAAGUUGCUUCAGAUGUGCUCUGCUGGUGAAUGAGGGGCUCAAAACCGUCGCCAUGAGCUCCCAUUUGGAACCCUCCGGUGUUAAUGGAUCAAGCAGAGUUGGAGGUCGUGGAAGUGAAGAUGAUCGUGAAGAAAACAGCAACAACGAGACUUACACUCCAUUCUUAAAGACAGUGAGACCUAGGUUGAGGAGUGCAGAUCCAGCCGGAGAGGGAAGGUCGAGCAGUGUGGAGCAGCUGGUGAGACCUGCCCUGCCAGGGAGGAAAGCACACAGAAAGACCUGCAUCAAGGACAACAGAGGAAGAUGGAGAGAGGGAAAUCAAGACAGGGAUGAGGAGAGACAAAAUGUUGAACACACAGGAAGCAGGGAAAAAGGAAAACAAAGGCAGAGAAAGACUGAAAGAACUGGUACACAUGGAGCUGGAGCCCAGGACAGACAAGGGACAGGAAGCGCUGAAAGUUUGUCUAGCAGUAAUUCUGACAUCCAGUUAAACAGCCCUUUGGAAGGAGCGAACAACUUGCAGAGAGGAUCCACGUGCCCUAGACCUCCCAGUAUUGGCUGCACCCGGAACAUCACCGCCAAUUUAAACCCCCAAUCCCCUCAGCCAGCAAUGAGGUCCAUGUCUUCUGCUCUCCCUCAGCCUCCCAUCCAAACCAGAUCCACAACUCUGUCCCCUCAGAGACUUUCAUCCAGAACAGCAGCAGGAGACCUGCACUGCAACCCAUUUAGUUUGCCCAGAGAGACAGAUCCAUUCUGGAUGGAGGUGAGAACAGGGACAGCAACUGGACGAUCGUCACAAAGCCAUCUGACACACAUCCCAUCUCUCACCAACUCAGAGCUAGGAGAAGAAGAAGAGGAGGAGGAGGAAGAGGAUGUGGACGAUGGCGAGGAAGGAGGCAGUGGUGUGAUGGAGGUGAUAGGUCAAACCAUGACCUCAGCAGUGGUGCCACCUUGUGUUCCUUUUCUCCCUGAGAGGAGGAUGAGUAAAAGAGAGAAGAACAGGAUUAAGUGUCUGAGGAGGAGGCAGAGAAGAAGGGAAAGGUGGAGACAAAGUCAACUGCAAGAGAGCAGACAGAGUUCAACAGGGAACCCAUCCAGCAGCAGUAGCGAGGAUGAUGAGGACAUGAGCGCUUUUGACAGAGAAGGUUACAUCUGCGCUGUGUGUUUGGAUGUAUACUUCAGUCCUUACAUGUGUCACCCCUGCAACCACAUCUUCUGUGAACCCUGUCUGAGGACACUGGCUAAGAACAGCCCCACCAACACCCCCUGCCCCCUCUGCAGAACAAUCAUCACACAUGUCUUCUUCCAGAAGGAGCUAAACCAAACAGCAAGAACAUUCUUCCCAAAGGAAUACCUUUCCCGGAAACAAAACUUCCAGAAAGCAAGUUGUGCAAAGUGGCCUCUCCCAAGCUGCCGGAAACUCUUCCGUAUCUUUGGAGGCUUCCAGAGGCAGUCCAGUCCCAUUGCUAGACGCCAGUUCCCCCAUGGAGGAGGCUACCGUCUGGACGCUCUGGACUUUGAGGAUGACUCUCGAGGCUGGCGUUUUGACAUGGACAUGGUCAUCAUCUAUAUCUACUCAGUCAACUGGGUUAUUGGCUUCUUCAUAUUCUGCUUCCUUUGCUACCUCUUCUUCCCUUCUUUUUGACAGUCAUAGCUAAAAUGAUGGAGCAACAUAGAAAGAGGAAAGGUUGAGGAUACUGCAGGAUGAGGGUAAAGUAAGGAAAUAAAAUGAAGCAGAGGGCAGACAAGCACAUAUAUAUAGGGGAAACUAAGCUGUAGGCUUUAAUGAGAAGACAAGCAGGGAAACAACAGCUGGUGGCAGCUUGUUUUCUCUCAUUAAUAAAUGAUUGAAAUGGGGAAAUGGUGUAGGAGGAUGUUUGGGAAUCCAAUGUUCUCUGUCUCCACAUGUUGCACAUGUAAUGUGGGUUGCACAACAUGUCCUGUUCCUGUAUGGAUGGGAGAUAAAACAUAUAUUAUGUCACGUAUAACAUCUCCUAGGUUGUAGUGUUUUACUUUCAACAUAAUUUACAUACAUACUAUUAAUGCUUAUUUUUUUGAUUAGCAGCACAGCCAACUUACUCCUAGUCUGAUUACUUUCAAUGACAUAUUAAUGUAAGUACUAGAAAUAACAAAAGUGGAAAAUUCCAAUUAGCUUUUCUUCAAUUUCAUACUUACCAACCCAAAACAUUAUCUCAUUUUGAGAUGUGCAGUCGUGACAAAACAUAUGGUAAUGCUUUAAAAUACGACAAACAUCUUUGUAUUCCGAAUUUUUCACUUAUGAAUUCAAACAGUAUUGUCAAAAUCUAAUUUAGAAACUUCUGAUGGACAGUGGAACCAAUUUGCAAUAUAUUUUAUCAUUAGGAAACACAAGCAUGAGCAGCUGCUACAAUGAGGUAGAGAUGCUUGUUUAUACUUUUGCCCAAAACAUACCAGAACAUACCAUUUCAGUACUACCACAGGUAUUGCAUAUUCCAAUGAUAAUACUGUAAUGUAAAUCAUAGUUUAUUAUUAUUAUUAUUAUUAAUGAUAAUAAUAAUAAUGACUAACCCACAAUAAAACAAAAAAGACUAACAUGAGUGAGCAGUUUUUGGGUGGAUUUUCAAGUUUAUGCAUCCUCAGAAAACUUCUUUAAAUACGAGAUUUGCUCUUUGGUAUGGGUUGAGACCAUUUGUUUAUGGUUUUAUGAACCUCUGUGUUCCAAUUUACCGCCAUACACCAUAUCCUUGCUACUAAAACCUUUUUAGUUGGCACUUGUGUUAUAAUAUACAGUAUGUCUUGCUAGAUGUUUUUAAUUUGCUGUUUUUCAACAAGAAGGAACUUUGUGGUUUUUAUUGUUCUUAAGCACCCCCUGGAGGGAAUAAUGUUGAAAUAAGUCACUGUAUUUUAUAUCAAAAGUUACACAGAAACACAUACAUACAGGUAUGUAGAUGUGGCUUUGAUAUGAAUUUGUAAAUUUAAGCGGUUUCCAAUUUGGUAAUGAAAUCAUGUGUUAGAGCCAAAUAAAUUGCUUUUACCUGACACAAUU